AUAUUUUAAAAAAAGGUAAAAUGCUACUAAGCCCUUUGCUGGAACGGUAAAGGUUUCUUCAUUAAAGACUCAAUCUGAACACAAAGGUUGUUAUGGUACAGUGACUUACAAUGUAAUAAUGACACCGCUGAUGUACAAACACACACAUUACUACCACAUAAAUACUGUAUUUUCUGUGCACUGCUAAACAUAUACAUUCCAUAGGUCUCAUCUACUUCACCAUACUGUAUAAAAGUAUUGUGGAAAAAGACUAAAACUAAUUAAAAUGUCUAAAGACUGAUUGUUGAUUUUAUGAUUUGGUCUUCCCAGAGGAACCUCUAUUUCAUUUCUUUUCUGCUGUUCCAUUAGCAGGUGAACACAACUCGCAUUUUCCUGCAUUAUUUAUUGAUACUGAGACGUUAUACAGUGGGCGCGGUCAACCCAACCGAAGAUGUGACCGUUUCAUUCUGGCACACUUCUAUUUCUGACCACAUGCCAGAAGUACCCCUCCUCGAGCUUAUCUCAGGUCUGUGUGUGCUUCAAUGACAGAGGGUCUACACACCUUAUCAGUUUGUCAUUACAUUCUUGGCCCCAGUUGUCAGCCCUUUCGCCAUUUAUGGCUACAUGAAGAACUAUCAGUCUCCUCCAGUGACCAUCAAUGCACCAGGGCCUCAUAGACACCCCACCUCUGUGUAGUGGGUAUAAAAAGACAGUCUGUGUUAGCGAGAAGAAUCUGCCUUUGUUGCUAUGGAAUCACUGACUUCUUCCAGCCACAGAUCCUCAUCAUCCUGUCGCUCAUCAGCCCGGUACAGCACCUCCAGUUGCUUUCGGUCAGAGAGCUCACUGCCCGGAUCACGUGAUACGCUGGAUUCACUUCUACAACCUUUCGACUCACCCGAGUCUUCCACUCUGUUUUGGGAAGAGGGCAAGGACCCAUUCGCCAGGCACAGCAGAUGCUCUUAUGGACACAGCACUCCAGUGCCGGGUUGUCAGAGCAUCGCUGGUGGCGGCGGCGUGCAGUGUGUAGGAGAUAGGUACCACGUGUCAACGGACGUCAGCCAAUUUGAGCCACAGGAUGUUGUGGUGAUGGCGUAUAACCACCAUGUUGUCAUUCACGCUGAGAAGGUCAUGGACGACGGGAGCAUCAGUGACACAUUUACCCAUAAGUCCCUGUUUCCUAAGGACAUGAACCCCCUGUCUGUGCGUGGGACCAUUAACCAUGAUGGCAUCUUGGUUGUGAGCGUCCACCGUGGAAACACUGCAGAUGACCAGGAGCCUCUGGCAGUCCCUACCAAAGAAACGCACCUUUGACCGAUGAGCUCUAAGUUCAGUUGAGAGCUCAGCUUCUGUUCUGUAGACAGGAGAUUUCAGUCUUGUUAGGGAUUAUUCAUUUUACCUUUGAGGAUGACUUGUGGCUCGCUCUUCCAGAAAAGUAUUAUUUCCUGUAGAAUGCAUUUUUUUGAAUACUUUCUUUCCUUGGGACACAAACUUACGCAAAUCUGCAACAUUUGGCACAACCAUAAACAAAACAUAAUAUCAGCUUUCAUUGGUAGUUGUAUCUGUGGCCAUUGGAAAGCUAAUCAGUAAAAAUGAAGCAAACUUCAAAUUCCAAAUCCCAAUUUUGCUGCAUUAAUUGUCAUUUUUGUGAUCCUCACAAUAAUUUGUUUUUUCAGUACUGUACUGUAACUAUUGUCUUACGAAAUACUGACGCAGAAAUUUGGCUAAUACAUGGAAGUAAAGACACUACCCAGACUUUUUUUUAAACACUUAUUGAAGCAACAAUGGACUGCACAGUGGUUGAGUGGUUAGCACGCAGGCCUCACAGCUAGGAGACCCGAGUUCAAUUCCACCCUCGGCUAUCGGUGUGUGGAAUUUGUAUGUUCUCCGGGGACUCUGGUUUCCUCCCACCUUCCAAAAACAUGCUAGGUUAAUUGGUUAAUCAGUCCUCUCGGCUGACAGCUGGGAUAGGCUCCAGCACCUCCCGUGACCCUCGUUAGGAUAAGCGGUAGAAAAUAAAUAAAUAAAUGAAUGAAUGACGCAACAGCCACGUUUACAUGGACCCAAAUAUUCCAAUUCCAUUCGGGUUAUUUGCUCAAAAGGAAAGAAUCUAACCUUUGUAUACACCUCAUUCCGAAAGAAAAAUGCCAAUCCGAAUGAAUAUAUAAUCGGAAUCACACGGGUGGAAUAUUCCUUUCCCCAAUCCGAUUGAGGUAUCUUGUACCCGCUCAAUCGGAAAGUUGUCACGGUGCGUUCUUUCAGCGAAUGCUCAGCUUUGACGUAACACGCAGACGUCUCUCAGGUUUUGAAAAUGGCGGUGAGCAGUCAUCACUGGACUACAGCGGAAAGUUCGUUUUUGAUACAAACUUUAAAAGAACUGAACGUUCAAGUUACUGCUUUAAAAAAAAAAGCGUAGCAACUGUCCCAACAACCGUGGUAAUCACUCUCUCUUGUCCGCCAUCUUCAAUGAAUCACGUGAUGUUUACGUUUUACUGCGCAUGCUCCAUUGACUAUUCCGUUUGAUUAUAGAGGUGCAUGUAGACAGGUGAUUGGAAUAUUCCUUUCCAUGUAUACACUGUCAUUCGGAAAGAUUCCAUUCGGAAAGGGGAAAAUCUCAUGUAAACGUGUCUAAUGAUCAAAUUCUAGCAAAGAAAAAUGAAUUUAAUCACUGUGGCACCACAUAAAUAAAAAAUUGCCAGAUUGUUUUCUUAUUAGUCGUUUCAUAAAACUGUAGUUUUAUAGUCCGAUUGUGCCUGUUUGUAGAACUGAAUUUGGAUUAAAGUAGACAAACUACUUCCUAUGAGUAGCCUUUCACUUGGGGAGUCAAUGUGAUGGAAUAAAGACAAAAAAACAAACAAUUCUCUAAAAAAAAUAUGACACGACACUUGCUUGUUAAAAGUAUCAUUUA
Doryrhamphus excisus (bluestripe pipefish) is the source of this 2884-nucleotide messenger RNA. RefSeq names its product heat shock protein beta-7-like. The record is from RefSeq and is a predicted model, not a curated record. NCBI's taxonomy places the organism in Eukaryota, Metazoa, Chordata, Actinopteri, Syngnathiformes, Syngnathidae.